AUAUAAAUAACACUCACGAACUCACCACCAAGCUAUAAAUUGAAUUAGCAAUAUUAAUUACAUAUACCAAAGUGAAGCAUAGGAUUAAUUAAGUUAAAGCUUGCAAACAUGGGGGGUUUAAUGUAUCUGUUGGUAUUGUGUUUGGGUAUUAUUAUGCAAAUUAAUCACUGCCUUAGCAAUAGCAUGAUCAUGAAGUGCUUGCCUAAGAAACAUGGUGCACUAUUCAUAUUUGGAGAUUCACUAUUUGAUAAUGGAAACAACAAUUACAUCAAUACAACCAUUGGUAACCAGGCAAAUUAUCCUCCCUAUGGACAAACUUUCUUUAGGUACCCUUCUGGUAGAUUUUCUGACGGACGCAUGAUACCAGAUUUUGUAGCUGAGUAUGCCAAGUUGCCUCUACUUCCACCAUAUUUGCAUCCAGGUCAUCCUGAAUAUAUCUAUGGAGUUAAUUUUGCAUCAGGAGGGUCUGGUGCACUCUCUCAAACAUCUCAAGGAAGUGUGAUAGACCUGAAAACUCAGUUGAGUUAUUUAAAAAAGGUAAAGAAUUUAUUCAGGGAGAAAUUGGGACAUGAAAAAACAAAGGAAUUGUUGUCCAAAUCUGUAUACUUAUUUAGUGUUGGAAGCAAUGACUAUGGUAGUCUUCUGGAUCCAAACUCUGGUAGUCUUCUACCUGUUGAUCAUCAACAAUUUGUUGAUAUUGUCAUUGGAAACCUCACAAAUGUCAUCAAAGAAAUUUAUGACCUAGGUGGAAGAAAAUUUGGGUUGCUUAAUUUGGGUCCUUUUGGCUGCUAUCCUAGCAUAAGAAUGUUAGUCAAUAAUGGAACAGAAGGUGAAUGCAUAGAUGAAAUUUCAGCAGUGGCAAGACUACACAACAAUAAACUAACAAAAAUGCUUCAAAAGCUAGAGAACCAGCUAAAGGGAUUCAAAUAUUCAAUCAAUGAUUUCUACAGUGCAUUUUCUGAAGUGAUGAAGUAUCCUUUAAACUAUGGCUUUAAAGAAGCAAGUGUAGCAUGUUGUGGAAGUGGCUGUGGAGGGAACAAAGAAUAUGAGUUAUGUGACAAUGUGAAUGAACAUGUAUUCUUUGACACUCAUCAUCCUACAGAGAAAGCUAAUCAGUAUUUUGCCAAAUUGAUAUGGAAUGGAAAUGGCAGUGUCACAUGGCCUUACAAUCUAAAACAACUAUUUGAAAUUUGAGUGUUCUACCAUACAAAACAAUGUGGAUUAGCUUCUGUGUUCUACCAUAUAUGUUUAAGUUAUUAUUGUUUAGAGAUUGAGGUUUUAAUAAAUUUGUGCUUGGAUUUAGGACUUUCUCUUUUUCUUUUGCCCUUAUAUAAUAGAUUUGAAUUCCAUUACUAA
Medicago truncatula (barrel medic) is the source of this 1356-nucleotide messenger RNA. Its product is annotated as GDSL esterase/lipase 1. The transcript is spliced from 5 exons. Lineage: Eukaryota; Viridiplantae; Streptophyta; Magnoliopsida; Fabales; Fabaceae. The record is from RefSeq and is a predicted model, not a curated record. Gene Ontology annotation, molecular function: lipase activity. Bases 109 to 1194 code for a protein of 361 amino acids.